AUGGCUCUAUUGCAAACAUCACUGAUCUGGGUCAUUUACGCAGUUGUAGUGGCCAUUCUGUUUGCCAUUGCCUCGGUCUUUAUUCAUGUUUAUCAAACUCCUUGUGAUCGCUCGCGAUCAGUGACCCUGACAUGUACCGUUGCAAUUGCAAGCCUUCUUGCGACGAUUCUCUUACUACCGGUUGAUGUCGCAUUAGUCUCUUCCACCGUCUCAUCUGCCGUGGGCCAACGAAGAGACUGGGCGACUCAAGAAGUCGUGGAUAGAAUCAUCUUUUCCCUGACCCUUGUAUAUUAUAUCCUGUAUUCUCUGGAUAUUCUUCUCUGUCUUCUUGUUGUCCCAUUCGUCUAUUUUUGGUAUGAAGAGUAUGACGAAGUGGCUGCUCAAGCAAGGGAGCAAUCUUUCGGGCAGCGGCUUUGGGGUGCUUUCAAAUAUACACUGUCAUUUGUUGCCAUAUCCAUCAUUUUGUUUCUCGUUGGAUUCUUUGUGCCUAUUGCCAGAGAGAAUGGGAAUAAUGGCCUUGAUUUCUUCAAGAAUCUACUCGGCGAGAACCGUGGCGAACGCGCUCUUACUUUUGCUCUCGGCUUGUUGAUUACGAUUGGCAUGUGUGUCUAUGUCAUGUAUACUUCCACAGGUCUUGCCGUUCUUCCUGUCCGUUUGAUCAGAGGUGGUCCUCGGCUACCGAAUGUUAGCAGUUUGAACGAAGCGUCUACUGUGCAGCUUGAGUCAAACAGGGAACGACAGCGCCAAUUAGAAGGCCGCUGUGGAGGUAACCCUGAGCUUUUGUCGCAUAAAGACCGCAGAGAACUAGACGCACUAGUGAGGGAAGAAAGAACACUGUUCAGGAGGCAGCGCUUACUACAGGAGGCCGAUGGCGAACAUCAGCCCUUCCUGAUGAGAGCGUGGUCCAGAUUUGAAGCUUUCUUCUGCCCGUUCAAACUAUUAGUUGGAUUGAUGCUAUUCCUUGUUGUGCUACUAAUCUGGGUAUCUAUGCUCUUGACUGCCAUCGAUAAAGCCAAGAACUCAUUAUGCAAACGUCAUUGUGGAUAUAUCCUGGGGCAUAUCAACAUCUUCAACCCAAUUAACCAAAUAUUCGUACAAUCCGCCAAAGUGUUUCCGAUCGACUAUGUGAUUUUCACUAUGCUUGCGCUACUGCUCUUCUCCGGCACGGUGAUCGGCAUUGCUAGCAUUGGGAUUCGAUUCUUAUGGAUCAGUAUCUUCCAGGUUCGGAAAGGCCAUACUUCCCCGCAGGCCUUGCUUUUCAUGACGACAAUGUUGAUGUUGGCGAUCCUUGCUCUGAAUUACUCGAUUUCCAUGAUUGUCGCGCCCCAGUACGCAACAUUUGGACCUCAAACAUUCUGCGAUCGAUCGUCCGAUACGUCCGGGAUACAUCUAGGCUGCACAGAAACCAGGCAUCUUGUCAAGCCUUGCUCGGAAGCAGUCGAUAAUGAUGCAGCCAGACGAGUGUGUACACCUAGUGUGGCUAGUACAGUUCUCAACAGGGUGACAAUAAACUUUCCCUUUUUCGGUGCAAUUUUCUUUUGGGGCCAAUUUGCUUUCUUGGGGAUCCACUUGCUUGCCCUGCUCAUUGCUCUUCUACGCUCGCCGAAGCUGGACGAGCGGCAACUUGACGAGGAUGCAGAGGAGGCCGAGGAGGAGGCAUUGUUAGCAAGCUCUAGGAGAAAUACGGAUACGCGAUGGCAGAAUAUAGUUGGUAGGGCGAGCAGACACGAGAACGUUUGA
This is a messenger RNA of Aspergillus mulundensis, 1740 nucleotides long. Its product is annotated as putative LMBR1 domain protein. Bases 1 to 1740 code for a protein of 579 amino acids. The record is from RefSeq and is a predicted model, not a curated record. Gene Ontology annotation, biological process: protein localization to vacuole. NCBI's taxonomy places the organism in Eukaryota, Fungi, Ascomycota, Eurotiomycetes, Eurotiales, Aspergillaceae. The transcript has 3 exons. Gene Ontology annotation, cellular component: vacuolar membrane.